AUGAGCACUUGGCAACGUUGGGUGUUCUUAUUCACCUUAUCGGCUCUUCUGGCGUCAUUUCUCGCAAAUACAAUAUUUUUCUGUCUUUUUAACUUAUACAACCAAGAAAUUUACGUCAGAAAUAGCAUUAAGAAGGUGUCUGUUCAUGUUGAGAACGUUCUUCCUGAAAACCAAUGGUUAGACUUUUUGUAUAAGAAGACUCAUGUAAAGUUCUCACAUGAUAUAAGUAUUAAAGAGGCGUGCCGUAUGGAUAACUGCUUCGAUUACACACUGUGUCAAUCGGAAUUUAAGGUUUACGUAUAUCCUCUCUCGUCAAAACAAGCCAAUCUAUCUUUAACCUAUCAAAAAAUCCUCACCGCUUUGCAUAAUUCAAAACUUCUCACAUCAGACCCAUAUGAAGCUUGUAUAUUUAUUCCUAGCUUGGAUACUCUAGAUCGAGAUCGUUUAAGCCCACAUUUCGGUCAGUAUAUAGCUCAUGAACUCGUUAAUUUACCAUUUUGGAAUUCGUUGCCUAGACGAGAUCUUGAUCCUGAUUCACUCUCAACCACUACUCAAAAGCCAUCAGAAUAUGCUGGUCGUAAUCACUUAAUAUUUAAUUUACAUGCAGGCACUUGGCCAUAUUAUCACGAAGAUGAAUAUCGUUUAUGGCUUGGCCAAGCCAUGCUAGCUAAAGCCAGCUUUUCGACUAAAUAUUUUCGUCCAAAAUUUGAUAUUUCUUUACCACUUAUUCACUCUCAACAUCCUUUACAAUCGGGGUCAAGUCAGUUGGAUCAAUUAGUGAGCAGUGAACAUUUACGUGGUCGACUUGAUCUACCAUAUCUUUUAAGUUUUAAGGGUAAACGUUAUGUCAGUGGGAUUGGAUCAGCAUCACGUGAUAUACUUUCUCAUUUACACAAUGGAAAAGAUAUAAUUAUGUUAACUACUUGUCGUCAUGGCACAGAUUGGACACGAUAUGCUGAUAAACGUUGUGCUACAGAUAUGGCUUUAUAUGAUGCAUAUGAUUAUUGGGAAUUAAUGUAUAAUUCCACGUUUUGUCUUGUUCCUCGUGGUCGACGAUUAGGUUCAUAUCGGUUCUUAGAAGUUUUGCAGGCUGGUUGUAUCCCAGUUAUGUUGAGCAAUGAUUUGGAACUUCCGUUUUCUGAAGUGAUUGAUUGGAAUCGAGCAGUUAUUUGGGCUGACGAACGAUUACCUUUAUUGCUCCCAUUAAAUCUACGACGCAUUACAUCGCAUCAGAUAAUUCAAUAUCGACAACAAGUAAUGUUUCUUUGGCAUACGUAUCUAUCUUCAAUCGAAUCAAUUGUUCUUACAACACUUGAGAUUAUACGAGAUAGAGUUUCGCUUCGUCGUCGGAGUUACGAAAUUUGGAAUACAUUACCUGGUGGUCUCAUAGUUUCGCAUGUAGAUUCUAUGGACAGUUGUGAUGUAGCAGUUCAACGAUAUCCGAUGCAUUGUCAAUCCGAAAUCAAGUCAGGUUUCACAAUGUUAAUUCCAAUACGUGCAGAACUUUGUACUGUUUAUUUGGAACGGUUAAAAUCUCUCGGUAAAAUUCUGUUCCAUUCCGAGUUUUUACGAAAGAUAAUUCUGAUUUGGCAAUGCAAGAAUUUUCCACCAAAUAAUAAUGAAGUAAAAUCUUAUACUCCAGUCCCAGUUGAAAUCGUUCUCCCUGACGAACGCUUUACACUAAGAUAUUCUUCUAAUUCUAUAUCUCCAAGUGUUCGUUUUCAACCUUUUCACGAAAUUCCUACCUUGGCUGUGUUUGCAUAUUCAUUAAACUUGAACAUUACAGUUGAACAGUUAAAUUUCGCAUAUCUAACUUGGCAAGAAUUUCCUAAUCGUUUAGUUGGAUUUCAAGCUCGUUCACAUUAUUGGAAUACCACAGAUAACCUAUGGAAAUAUGAUGAUAAUCCAUCGAUGAAGCAUUUUUCAAUAGUUUUACUAAAUGGGGCAUUUUAUCAUCGUUAUUAUCAUCAUCUGUAUCAAACAUUGUUGGAUCGUAAACUUCAUGAGAUUGUCAAUGUAUUUAACAACUGUGAAGAUAUCCUUUUUAAUUGUCUUAUAAGUCAUGUGACUAGUUUACCACCAAUUAAAUUAUUUAGUACAAGUCAUACAGAACAAAAACUAUUGUCAACGAAUGGAAUCUUAAAUUUAACUGAAUUAAAUACUUACCGCGAACAGCGAAGUUUAUGCAUACAAGCUUUUUCGCAACAUUUUAUAAAAGUCCCAUAUACUGGAAAACAUUCUAAUCAUAACAUUAAUAAUCAGUAUACUAGUGGAAGAGAUACACCCGAAUUAUAUUUACCACUUUACGAGAAUUCGUAUAGCAUAUAUCCUUCGAUGUGA
Molecule: messenger RNA, 2340 nt
Organism: Schistosoma guineensis
Lineage: Eukaryota; Metazoa; Platyhelminthes; Trematoda; Strigeidida; Schistosomatidae
Source: the annotation of a GenBank genome assembly